CCCGCCCACUGGUCUUUGUCUCUCUCGCUCUCCCUUACUCCCUCUCUCUCUCUCUCUCCCGUACUCUCUCUCUCUCUCCUUGAGAGAGUGCACUCACUUUCAGCGCUCGUUCGCUCGCUCUCUUCGCAUUUCCUUCACCUCUCUCAUCGCUUCAGCAGAGUCCCAUCCUCCAAAGUCUGAGUCGCAUCCCACAUCUGAGUCCCAUCCCACAUCUGAGUCCCAUCCCACAUCUGAGUCCCAUCCCACGUCCGCAUCCCUCGUCCUCUGCCCCAUUGCGACGCGCACUCUUUAAAAUCAAAAACUCGCUCCGUCGAUACGCGCGUCCCACCGCUCAAUAAAGGGCGUCUGGGGUGGACUAAAGAGGCCGCUGCCGAGUACCGCGCGUGGUCUGUGUCGGAGCCGUCAUGACGCCGCUUCGCCCUCACCCGGAGCCUCCUCGCCUCAUGCUGCCAGCGCCGCUGCUGCUCCUGCUGCUGCUGCUGCCGAUCUCCAGCCACGCGCAGUUCCCCAGAGUUUGCGCCACCGUGGAGGCGCUCAACUCCGGUGACUGCUGCCCGCCGAUGCCAGGGGCAGGGCCCGGAGACCGAUGCGGAGACACUGAGGGUCGAGGUUCCUGCCAGCCCGUCGUGGUGGAAGACCUCCCGCACGGCCCCCAGUUCUCGCUCGACGGCCGUGACGACCGCGAGCGAUGGCCCCUUCGCUUCUUCAACCGCUCGUGCGCCUGCGCGGGCUCCUUCUGGGGCCCCGCGUGUUCGCGCUGCCGCUGGGGCUGGACGGGCGCUCGCUGCGAGCUGCGGAGCGCUCCGGUGGCGCGCCGCGACAUCGCGACGCUCGCGGCCGCCGAGCGGGAGCGCCUCGUCGCCACGCUCGACCUCGCCAAGCGCACGCCGCACCCGGAGAUCGUGAUCGCCACGCGGGCACGGGAUGAGAUCCUCGGCCCGGACGGGGCCACCCCGCAGGUGCAGAACGUGAGCGUCUACGACGCCUUCGUGUGGACCCACUAUUACUCGGUGCGCCGCACCUACCUCGGCAACGGCACGAGCAGCGCCGAGGCGGACUUCUCGCACAAGGGUCCCGGGUUCCUCACGUGGCAUCGCUACCACCUCCUGGCACUGGAGCGCGACCUUCAGGAGCUGCUGGGGGACCCGGCCUUCGCCAUCCCCUACUGGAACUUCGCGCGCGGCGGAGCGGAGUGCGACGCGUGCGACGACUCCCUGCUGGGCGCUCGGCACCCCCAGGACCCCUCCCUGCUCAGCCCCGCGUCGCCCUUCUCGCGGUGGCGCCUCCUGUGCAGCGACAACGUCUACUACGACACGACGGGCGCGCUCUGCAACGACACGACGGGGGGUCCGAUCCGUCGGAACCCGGCGGGAAAUGUGGACAACCCGAUGCUGGCUCGACUGCCGGAGCCCGAGGACGUGACCCAGUGCCUGCAGCUCGGAGCCUUCGACACGCCGCCCUUCUUCUCCAACUCCGACGGGAGCUUCCGCAACUCCCUCGAAGGUUACUCGGAGCCGUCUGGCCGCUACGACGCGCGUCUCCGCAGCCUGCACAACCUGGCGCACCUGUUCCUGAACGGCACGGGGGGCCAGGUGUACCUCUCCCCCAACGACCCCCUCUUCGUGCCGCUGCACGCGUUCGUGGACGCCGUCUUCGACGAGUGGCUGCGCAGACACGGAGCGGCCCUGACGGCGUUCCCGCUGAUGAACGCUCCUCUGGGCCACAACCGCGGCUACCACAUGGUGCCCUUCUGGCCGCCCGUGCGCCACUCGGAGAUGUUCGUCACGGCACCGGAGAACCUCGGGUACACCUACGAGGUCACCUGGCCAGACCAGCAGCUCUCCCAGCUGGAGAUCUCGGCCAUCUCGGUGCUGUGCGCGCUGUGCGGCGUGGCCCUCGCCUCGGGCCUCCUGGCCCUGGCUCUGCGCGCGCGCCGGAGGAGGAGGGCGGCCCUCCAGGGGGGCCAGGACCCCCUGCGGCCCCUGCUCACCGACAGCGGCUACCAGCGAUACGACAGCGGCGGCGGCGGCGGCGGGGAGACGGAGGCCGCAUUGAGGAGCAAGACGCACACCGCCGUGUAGCAGCCGCGUCGCUCUGGUGGUGGGGCUUGGUUUGUGGGGGGCUCCCGCAUGAUUUGGAGGGGUGGCGUGAUAUAGAAUUGGGGGGCACCCUGCACAAGCAUCGAGGUUUUUAUUACUCUCCCCCCCCCCUCCUCUUCUUUUUUUUCUUCUAGUCCGGCGGAGAGCAUUUGUUGUCUACCAGACAGACACGUGUUGUUCAGAAUCAUCUUGCGGAAGACGGGUAGCAGUAGUAGUAGUAAUAAUACUUUACAUGUAUAAUGCGGCGUUCCAUCCUAAGAUUGCCAAUGCAUGAAAAGCAGAAAAAAAACAUAAUCAGGGGCAACCGACCGAACUAAAGAGGGAAGGCGGGUAGUUGAAAGAGUUGGGGUUUCAAAGUGCUCCGCAUCGCGAUGCAAGACCGCUGAGAGGACAGGAGAGACAACACCACCACGACCACCAGCAGCGCGAUCAUCUUCCGAGACGUCGUGGCUCUCCAAAUGCCAUUUCGGAAUAUGUCACGAAUUCACGAUAGUCCCGGGAAACGAUGUAUGUCCUUCUGAAAUGUCACGUGAUUGUACCGCGAAUCGCUGUGUUGUGUCAGGGUAACCGAGAAUAAUCUUCCACGGGAUAAUAUCUCCAAAUUCACAAGUAGUGGGGGUGUUCGGAGUCGUCUCAGUAUUGCUCGCACUCGUUCUCGGCAAUAUUUGAUGGUUUUGUAUUUUUGUUUGUACUGCUGCUGCUGCUUACGGCACCACUGAUCUGCCGUGUGAAACAGCCGGGCAACAAGCGGCUAAACGGGAACUUCCGUGCGUAGCAAAUCAAAAUAAACUCAAUACAGUGGGCCAAGUCUCUCCGCACGAUACGCAAGUACCGUAUUGCCCAGGUUAUAAAGCACGGUUCCUUUCUUUUUUCCCGUUCCAAGAUAAUCCCAAAAGUUUUGGGGUGCGUCUAACUUUCGGGAGCGUCUUAUAAUCUGGAGAAUACGGUAAAUAUGAGAAGGA
Messenger RNA from Lethenteron reissneri (Far Eastern brook lamprey), 3061 nucleotides. RefSeq names its product tyrosinase related protein 1 (gene TYRP1). Gene Ontology annotation, cellular component: melanosome. Gene Ontology annotation, biological process: melanocyte differentiation; melanosome organization. The record is from RefSeq and is a predicted model, not a curated record. NCBI's taxonomy places the organism in Eukaryota, Metazoa, Chordata, Hyperoartia, Petromyzontiformes, Petromyzontidae. Gene Ontology annotation, molecular function: oxidoreductase activity.